AUGGACACGUCGUCAACCCUCGCGACGAGCGCCACCCCGACAAUUCCCGCCGAACAGCUUUGCCGCACUUACAUCGCUGCUGUCGGGACUCACCGCUGCCGCUUCCGGCACUACCGCACCCGCCACGACAUCCGGCUCCCAAUCGCAAUGCCUUCCCGAAGCAUGCGCGGUUGGACGGGCCGAAGACGUUCGCGAACUGGACACGCCAGCUUCGCCUGUGCCUAGCGGACGACAUCCGCUCCUACGUCCUCGACGGAAUCACCCCCGACGAUUGGACGCCUUCGCAACGCUCCGCCCGCGACGUCGUGGCACGCGAGAUCCUUGCAAACUCAAUCGACUCGGCCGAAGUCUCGGCAGUCCUCGACAAGAUCCUACGGCGACCUCACAGCGCCCAAGAUUUACUCGACGCUGAAAUCGCGAUACGCCCCUGAUGACGCCACUCGCACGCUCGAGCUCUUCUCGCGACUCUGGGGCUUCCGACCCAUGCCCGGAACGGUUGGCGAAUUUGACAGUUGGAUCAUGGACUUCAAGUCGGUCGCGCAAGAGAUCAUCGAUACGAAAACGACGAUCAACGACGUCCUUGCCACACUCCUCCUCGCGAUCGCCCACCCGUCACUCGAGAGCUUCAAGGCAACGUUCACCGACGAACAACGCACGCAACGAACUCUCCCUGACAUCGAUUCAGUGGCCGACCGUAUGCGAGUUCAACUCCGGUCAACGAACCUCUCCAACGAUCAAUCGGCCCUCCUUGCCUCGUCGUCGCCACGUUCUACCCGUACCAAGUGCCUCGCCUGUCGCAGCUCUUCUCACCGCGUCGCACAAUGCCCUACAAGGGCCCAGCAUCCACCGCCAGGCCCGUGUCGCUCCUGCAAGAAGAAGGACCACUGGUCUUUCGACUGCAAAAAGGCUCUUGAGGACGGGAAAACGCCCGACACCUCUGAUGCGCAACACCAUGUCGGAUGUCUCGCCACCGGUCUUCUCGCACAUCGUCGUCAGCUUCGCAACAACUCCUUCGUCGUCGACUCGGGUGCCACUUCGCACAUGGUCUCGGACAAGUCGCUGUUCACGGCCUAUCGCCACAUCGCUCCUACGAAGAUUGGUGGUAUUGCAGGGGGCAUCAACGCCGUCGGAACGGGAAACAUCGCCUUUGUUGCCGCCUCCGGUCACCCGAUCACGCUUACCGGCGUGCUGCACACCCCGGGCCUGUCUGUCAACCUCCUCUCGGUCUCUCGACUUUGCGCACACCGACGAUGUCCGUGUCGCCUUCACGAAGCACGGCAUCCAUAUCGACAAGAACGGCAAUGCUAUCGCUGAAGGCGCAAGACUCGAGGAAGGGCUCUACUUGCUGGACGCUGAUCAUUCCAAAUGUCAGCAUCUCGCUCUCCUCUCUCGCUCACAGUCUUCCGUGCCCCUGCUGACCCUUCACCGCUGCCUCGGCCAUCUCGCACCGUCGUCCAUACAGAAGAUGGUUGCCGCUGGUUUGCUGGAAGGUCUCGGGGCCGGAUAUAGUGACGAAGAGGUAGAGAAGUUUGUCUGCAAUGCUUGCCUCAGUGCAAAGGGCCAUCGUCUUCCUUUUCCCGAUUCGGACUCGCACUCCUCAGAGAGACUCGGCCUCGUACACAGCGAUGUGCUUUCCUUUCCCGAGUCGUCCUUGACUGGCAAGCGUUACCUGGUCACGUUUCUUGACGACUUCUCGCGCAAACUGUGGGCAUACGCGAUCGGACACAAAAGCGAAGUCUUUGGCGUGUUCAAGACAUGGCUUGCCGAGGUCGAACUCGAGACGGGUGCAAAACUGAAGGUCCUCCGAACCGACAAUGGUGGCGAAUACUGUUCGAGAGCGUUCACGGAAUUCUGUAAGGCACGCGGCACACGUCGACAAUACUCUAUCCCUCGAACGCCUCAACAGAACGGUCGUGCCGAACGAGUCAAUCGUUCUAUCGUCGAAGGUGUCCUUGCCCUCCUUGCAGACGCCCACUUACCCAAAUCAUUCUGGGAGGAGGCAGCAGCUUAUUUCGUCUACUGCAAGAACCUGUGCGAACACUCGGCCCUGGACAAGGCAACACCGAACUUCGCCUGGCAGGGCGACCGCACCAACGCCUCGGCGCUUCACCCGUUCGGCUGCACGGCUUGGCUCACAGUCGCGCCUGAACUUCGCUCGAAACUCGACCCGAAAGCGGUUCGCGUUCUCUUCACCGGCUAUGACCUGGCUUCUAAAGCCUUCCGUUUCUACGACACGACGACCAAGAAGAUCAGUUUGGGCAGAAAUGCCAGGUUCCUCGACAACGAAUUUCCCGGGUUACGUAGCGACUCCACCGAGCAAGACGCCGACACGCACUUCGCCAGCGCUUGCCCGACCACCGAAUCCCAAGCCGUUGUCAAGACAUGGACCCCACUAGUAAGGUCGGCGCACAUGGACGUCUCAUCCUCUCUUGAUGACUCUGCCAUGAGCGCCGUUGACGUGGCCCCAGGGUACACUGGCGGAACCUUACUUAAUUCCACAGAUGCCGAAUCGUCCUCGUCACCGUCUCCUGAGCCGUCCUCGUCACCGUCGCCCGCAACCCCUUGUCACCGUCGCCUGCGCUGUCACCGUCGUUGGCUGCGUCAUCGUCACCCUCGGCCUUACCGACCGACUCUGACUACUCCGCCGACCCUCUGGACCUCAUCGGCUCACAGACCCCGACUCGCCUCGGCCCACCGGACGUGCACCGCCCAGACUUCAGCACGUACCGUGAGCCCGCAUCGGCUGAGGAGUCGCCCGACGAACUCGACAUCCGCCACUCGCGCGAUGAAUCGCCGGACGAAAUCGGCGCCUUCAUCGACGACGCUGCCAGUCAAGUCCGACUGCAGUGAGCGCGUCCCGAAGGUGCGCGAAGCUGAAUCCGACCAACUGUGAGCACGAUGCGCCACACAAGUCAUGCGCGCGCCCCCGAACUCAUGAGUGAAGGAACCCACUCUCUACUUCAGUGAGCGCAUAUUGUCCCGAAGUUCAACAAGUCCAUCACCAGCGACCCACAGACAUGGCGCGAGGCAAUGUCGAGUGACAAGCGCGAAGUGUGGGCCAAGGCCGCUACCGACGAGUUCAAUUCCAUGCGCGACGACUUCAAGGUCUUCACCAUCGAGGACCGAUCCACGGUACCAGCGGGUGCGACCAUCGUCACAUCCAAGUUCGUCUGGAAAACGAAACGGAAUGCACUCGGCGAAGUCACCGGCCACAAGGCACGGCUCGUGGCGCAGGGAAAUCGGCAACGCGACGGCAUCGACUUCAACGAAACCUUCGCACCAGUCGCACGCUUCUCCUCGAUACGCUCACUCCUCGCGCUGGCGGCCGCCAACGGCUUGCACGUGCACCAGGCGGACAUCGACAAAGCCUAUCUGCAUGGCGACCUUGACCAUGACAUCUGGAUGACGACACCGCGCGGCUUCGACCUUCCCACCGACAAGGUGCUUCGUCUGCGACGCUCCAUCUACGGACUCAAACAGGCUGGCCGAAUCUGGAAUCGACACAUCGACGCAUCGCUUCGAGAUCUCGGCUAUACGGCGACGGGCACCGACCACUGCGUGUACUCUCGGAUCGACGAUCGGCGACGCCCACACUACAUCGCGCUGUACGUCGACGACCUCCUGAUGAUCAGCCCCGACUUGGCCGAAAUUGAACGUGUCAUCUCGGGCCUCGAACAACGCUACGGCGUCAAGCGCCUCGGCCCGGCAGAGUACAUCCUCGGCAUCCAGAUCAGGCGACUCGAAGACGGUUCUAUUGCCCUGUCCCAGGAACGGUACAUCAUGGACGUGCUUGCUCGGUUCCACUUCGACACCACGACUCGCGGCACUACAGUCCCGAUGACCCCCGGCCUUUCGCUCACCGCCAUCCCGGGUCAAGGCACCGAACGGAUCAGGUCAUGGUAUCUGCAGGCUAUCGGCUCGCUCCUCUACAUUUCGCUCGGCACCCGCCCCGACAUCGCCUUCGCCGUGUCCUACCUGGCCCGCUUCGCCAACAACCCUGGACGUCGUCACUGGAUCGCGGUCAAGCACAUCCUCCGCUAUCUCCGGGCCACAUAUCGCGACGAACUGGUUUAUGCUUGCGGCGAGACACGCAUCACGGGCGUGGUUGGCUACUCCGACGCGAACUGGGGGGCCUGCGUCGAUACGUCGGUGUCCACUAUGGGCUACGUCUUCUACAUUGCCGGAUCCGCCGUGUCUUGGUCGUCCAAGCUAUGA
Microbotryum saponariae is the source of this 4215-nucleotide messenger RNA. Lineage: Eukaryota; Fungi; Basidiomycota; Microbotryomycetes; Microbotryales; Microbotryaceae. The record is from the annotation of a GenBank genome assembly.